Menidia menidia (Atlantic silverside) is the source of this 4650-nucleotide messenger RNA. The record is from the annotation of a GenBank genome assembly. NCBI's taxonomy places the organism in Eukaryota, Metazoa, Chordata, Actinopteri, Atheriniformes, Atherinopsidae.
CUGUGUCUUUUCAAAUGUGCAAUUUCAUUUCAGAAAUUGAGAAACAAAGGCCAUAAUGACUGUGCUAGUCCUGAUCCUGAUGACUGUUUUGGGCACAGCCCCCUCAUGGACGACCAUUUCAGCAAACUAAGCGAAGACAGUGAUUUAAUGUACAAGCGCUGUGGUGCGCUAAACAAGAAAGAACACAGAGGUUGUGAUAGCCCGGACCCCGAUGCCUCAUAUGUCCUCACUCCUCACACUGAAGAAAAGUAUAAAAAAAUUAAUGAGGAGUUUGAUAAUAUGAUGAGAAAUCAUAAAAUCCCCUCAGCAUUGCCGCAGCAGAACUUCUCCAUGCAUGUGGCAGUUCCUGUGUCCAAUCCCAAUGCCAUGUACCAGGCAGGAGGGAGUCUCAGCAGCCAGGCCCUGGCAGCGGCCACAGCCUCUCUGAGUGAGAGCGGGAUGCUGUCCCCUCCGCAGGCCUCUCUGCACAGGAAUGUUGGCUCCGGUGGAGGCUCCCAGAGGCCCACCAGUGCAGGCAGUGCAGGUGGCAUGCUGGAUACCACAGACCUUUCAGUGCCAAGUGGUGCAGGCCCCAGCCCAGCGGGGAACGGCUUCGUAAACCCCAGAGGCUCACCAGGUCUCCUCAGCACGACCAGCGGCAAUGGCCUGGGUAAAGUCAUGCCCACCAAGUCCCCACCACCUCCUGGAGGGAACAUGGGAAUGGGAAGCCGCAAGCCAGACCUUAGGGUUGUUAUCCCUCCAUCAAGCAAAGGGAUGAUGCCCCCACUGUCGGAGGAGGAGGAAAUGGAUUUGAACACCCAUAGGAUAAGCAGUUCCCAGUCCACUCAGCCACUUGCCACUCCUGUAGUGUCUGUUACCACCCCCAGCUUACCCCCACAGGGCCUGGUCUACUCAGGCAUGCCCACCUCCUACAAUCCUGCUGAGUACUCCCUGAGCAGUGCAGAGAUCUCUUCCCUACAGGGCUUCAGCUCUCCCGGGCUCUCACUGGGCUCCAUGUCGGCAUGGCAACAGCAUCAAUUGGGCCAGGCAGCUCUUAAUUCUUUGGUUGGUGGAGGUCACCUACCUCAGGGCUCCAACCUAUCCAUCAGCACCAGCCAGAGCAUAAACAUCAAGUCCGAGCCCAUUUCACCACCGCGGGAGCGAGUCACCUCAUCAGGCUUCCCCCCACAACAGCCCCAGCAAGGGUCCAGCCGACAGGAAGUCCUGGGACGUUCACCUGCCGACAGCCUCAGUUCAUCUUGUAGCUCAUACGAUGGGAGUGACCGCGAGGACCACCGGCCAGACUUCCACUCUCCGCUCGGGCUCGGAAGACCCCCUUCUGGCUCUGAAGACAGGGAGAGUUCAUCGGUCAAGCGCUUGCGCAUGGACACUUGGGUAACAUAAAGAGUCCUGAUCAGAUCUGCAGGCACCAGCCAGUCAGAGAGAGGGAGGGUUUAGAUGUGGGGAUAAAAGGAGGAGCAAGGGUCCUUAGAGCUAUCAUUAAAAGGUCAUCAUUCAACUCCAAUUCAAUUUGUAAGACUAAGAUAUAAUCAGGACAUAUCUCGGGUAAAUUCUCAAACCUAUAAAGGAAACUGAGCGGAGAAUCCAGUUGGCUGGACUGAUUUAUGUACACAAGCAGGUGGUAUCAGGUACUUGGUGCAACUCAGAUGGCAUCUGCAGAAGAAAGAUGUUCGCAGGAAAAAUGUUAAGCUGUAGGUGGUAGAUUAUUGUAGUCACUGGUCUUGUCAGACACUUACAUGUAGUUGCUGUAUUGCUGUUGUGCUUGCAAUGUUGCAACAGUCAGAGAAAGUUGAGUUGCUUUCAGACUGAGAAAACUCUUGAUACAUAACUAUCUUUAAAGCAGUGAUAUUACCACACAAGACCUUUAUAACAUGUGACUUCUUCUAAUUUGACCAGGAGACAUAGAACACAUGGAGGUAUUGCUAUCCAGGAAGUAUGAUAACACAGCAAAAUAAUCUCAGCAGUUAGGACUACUGUUGUGAACAGUAAUGUGCGAGGUAAAAAGAAAAGAGCAUCAAAUUUAUUGCAAUAAUGACAGACUAUUCAUUUCAUAUUUAAAAGGCUAGGUUAUAUAAAUACACCAAGUUAUUUAGCGCGAUCCUGUCCAGUUGAGCUGGUGAGAAAGUCAACACGGUCUCAUUUGUUAAACAGUUCAUCAGUAAUAUAAGCCAAAGCUGUUCUUUUGUCUGUGUUUUGUACAGUUGCUAUAAUUUCCUAACAGUUCACUCAGACACACCCUCUCAUUCGUCACAGUUUUAUUUUUUAUUGUGCUUUAUUGAAGUGUAAAACCAUGUAUUCUAGAUCUUGAAUCGAUAUCUAAAGCCAUGAACAUUUGCUGUUCCGUUUGUACAAUUGAAGGUUUGAGCCAAACAUUGUCUUUUGUUGUGUAAAUAGCAACUUUAAUAUAUAUUACCAGGGUGAGAGUAUGUGGUCAAUGCACAGCAUCUCCCGUCUCAAGAAAAGUAUAUUUUUGUGGUUUACAGCCAAGUUUACAAGACUGGACCCUUAAAAAGCAGAUAAUUCACUGGUCAACAUUUAAAUUUUAUUUAGUUAAAACUGAGUCAUCACGUAACCUCCCCUGUGUUUUUAUUGCAAAUGAUCAUCUUAUUUUCUCAUCAUGAGUGGUCCUUGUUUUUCCCGAGGACACUGUAGCAACAGUGCCCUGAGGUUGAAGUUCCACUGUUUUUUCUGAAGGAUGAUCACAAGGCUAGAGGAAAUAGGGCUUCCUCUCGCCAAUUGUGUUUGUAAACCAGCAGGUGCUGAAUACACUGCCACUAUUCAUAUCCUAGUCCCACGUUACAGAGUAAUCUAUUGUUAUUGCAUGUAGCUCGACUGAAAGACAUGCCAUCUCUAAAAACCACCUCCACAAUCCUGGUAACGACUCGUGGAAACUUGGCGGAAAUUAGACACAAACAUGGUGAAGUCUCUGCUGACUUUAAUACAAAAACUGGUCAUUCAUUUCCCCUUGUGUGGUUGUAAAUAUCACCGUCUAAACAUAAUCAUGUUUCCUUCAUUGGCUCCAGAAAUUGUAUUGCAUAUCUAUGCCCUUUUAGUGAGAGUGCUGUAGCCCUGCUGUAGAAACCAUAGGAGCCAGAAAAAGUGAAAAUCAUCUGAAGACGCUGAAGUCAAGCACACCCGAGAUGUGGUGGCAUCAGGCUGAUGCAUGUGUCGUUGCACUGUAAAGGACAGAAAAAGAGGCUGUGACUUCUGUAAUUCUCCAUCACGACAGACACAAAUCAUUUAAAAGGUAAAUCAUAACCCAACACACUGACUGACUUAAAUCUUUUUUCUGAAAGGCACACAUUUGUAUGAGAAAUUUGCUGUAAAAGCGAGAUAUUGCUCUGCAUUCGCCAUGGCUUAUCUUGUGUGUGUUUCUGACCCACGCUGCCCCCAUCAUAAGCUUCAUGGGAGUUCUCACUUUAUGCCUGUAUGGAUCUAUGCAGUUUUAACCCCAAUUUAUAUGGAAUAUAUAAAGAAUAUGAUGUCAUCGCAAGUCAUAUUCAGUCUGCAAUCCGUCAGGAAGAAAAACGUCGGACUGUUAACCUCUUAUUCUGAAGUGCCAGAUGUGGAAAUAACUGGACUACAAGUUUUAUAGAAAAAAGAAAUAGAAAUAGAAAAAGACUUUAUUCAAAGCACGUUGAGUAAUUCGUUUAGGCCAUGUUGUCAUAAUCACACACACGAGACACACACACACACAUAUAUAUAUAUGUAUAUAUAUAUAUAUUAGUAGGCAUACUUAACACACUGUAUAUUCAUCCAUAUUGUAAUCCAGUUUCACACAGCAGGGGAAAAUAGCAAUAAUAAAUGACUACAACAAAAAUUGUCAGCCUGUCUUGGCAGCAUCACCUCAAAGUUGAGCACAUAUUUUAGCACUUGGUAACAUAUCAGGGAAUUUUGUAGUUGCUCUAUUGAUAUGCACAGUUAGUAUAUGCCUUAUCCCAAAGAGAAAUUGCACCACUUUCAUUUGCUUUCAGUUAAAGAAAGACAAUGCAGAUAUCUCUCAGACUUGACCAGACCUGCCUCCUCUCAGAGUGGACUCACACAAGAAAACGCGUGGUGAAUGCACUGCAGUACACUUUGCUAUUUCGGUCCAUCCCCAAAUUGUGCCCAGCUGAUGAAUGUGAAAGGAAGGGUAAUUGAUGAACCUCUGUUGAGGAUUUCCUCACUUUGCUGUGCAAGAGUACACUGCUUUGCUUCAUGGCUUUUAUAAACAGAACUACGUGUUUGGUAAGUGUUUGUAGUUGAUAGUUCACUUAACUAAAGAAGCUGUUUUCGGUUUGAGUGCUCAGACCGUUUGGCGGCACAAGCUGGACUUUGUUGCCAAUUAUGAAAUUAUUUGUUUCAAAUUCUAAAUAGAUUUUAAGUUAAUCUGCAUUUUAUUUCCCUUGAAUGUGUUAUUUUAUUUUCGACAUACAAUAAAUAUUCAAGUGAACUUUUUAUUAAACAAUUAAGAUACUAUGCUAGAUGUUGUACAAAAUUUGUAUUCUACACAAAAGUACAAAUAUUGGCUUUUCUUGUGUAAUUUAGUUUAUCUCUCUUAUUCUGUAUAAAAUGAAGUAAACAACUCUUUCAUAGAAUUUGUUCUCCUGUGAAGUCCCAAACAGUAGAAACUGUCAACUUUAUUAAACACCUCAGUGUAUACUCAAUCUC